Molecule: messenger RNA, 6195 nt
Organism: Synchytrium microbalum
Lineage: Eukaryota; Fungi; Chytridiomycota; Chytridiomycetes; Synchytriales; Synchytriaceae
Exons: 8
Coding region: 1-6195 (2064 amino acids)
Biological process (GO): cyclic nucleotide biosynthetic process; intracellular signal transduction
Molecular function (GO): protein binding
Source: RefSeq, a predicted model, not a curated record
AUGGCAACAGGAGGAGGAGGCGAAGCUCCACUCCCUAAUGGACUUAAUGGAGCCCUGCAACAAUCCAAUAGUGCCGGUCGACGGGCCUCGUUCGACGAAGGGUACUUCAAUCAACAUGGAAAAACACCGUCAAAUGCUGCUGUCGCUAGAAAUCAACGCCCUGCAGUUUCAUCCACGAGACCGGUCACCACAUUCGUAGACCACGAUGUCAGCUCCUACACACAUCCACCGCUCUCUCGAGAAAUGUCACUGCCUGAUAUAAACUUUAGCAACGGAAAUCAGCCUAUACGGAAAAAGCAAUCGGGCUUGAAGGGCUUUUUCAAGUCCGCAUUCUCUUCUUCCAGUUCGACUAGUUCUUCUUCAGCAUCUUCAAUUUAUAAUGGGUCUGCCUCGGCUGCAACAAGUAGUGGCAUACAUCAUCACCAUCCACCACCUGCUGCUGGUGGUAGGAGGCCCAGUCAUCCACCUAGUAAUCCCUUCAGCAGUAACGGAAAUCCAUACUAUCUGGAACCGUAUAGUGAAUAUGAUGGUGGUGCUCCUAUGCAACGGGUCUCUAGUAAGGCAUCGCUCGAAGGAGGCAAAUCGAGAAAGAGUUCUGGAAAUUUGGGAAAGUGGUGGAGUAAUAGGAGUCAUGAUACGAGUGAAGAUUCGCUCAGUACUCGUAGUCCAUCAUAUACCAACCUGGCUCGUCUAAAUGGUUCAAAUCCAUCACCUCUAUUACUCUCCGAUAUACAUAUUGACGAUUCCGUAUCCGUAAUGGCUCCGUUAACAUCAGGUUCCGCUUGGGUCGCUCCAGACUCUUGGAAUAUUCAACCCGACUCACCAAGCGACGCACAUCCAGCAGCACUCGACCCAAUACCCCCACACGCACUGAAAUCAACCGCAGAUGUACUACUAUGGACUGACGAAAUGUAUGAAGCAAAUGGAAUCAAACCUGCCGAAGAGGGCACCAUACGUGUAUUCUAUCCAUCUGGAUACUUUUCGACAAUCACUUGUCGAAUGACUACAACCACCAAAGAAUUGCUUUUAGCUGCGUCCAAGAAACAGCUCAUUACAGAUUGGACGAAAUAUAAUCUGGUGGUUUGUCGGAAUGGGCUGGAACGUAAUUUGGAUAUGACAGAUUCGCCGCUUUUGAUGGUUUGGAGGUGGCUGCAGCAAGUUGGAUACUCGGUUGCUACGAAACCUGAUCCUUUGGAGUGGGCUAAUCAUACGUAUUUGUGCUCCUUUCAUUUCAAGGAGACCAUAUUAUCUUAUGACUCGUCACAACGAUUUGCUAGCAUGGUUGAUGUAUCACUAGCAGGCUCCAACAUUGUAGCUAUACCCGUAUUCCUCUUCAGACAAGCAGAUCAGGUUGAACGACUAGACCUCUCUGAAAAUCUAAAUAUCAAGGAAAUACCACUCGACCUAUCCCAAUCCAUGACCUCACUGUUAUCGCUCUCACUAGCCGGUAACGAAAUAUAUCAAGUCCCGAAAUCAUUGCAUGCUCUAACCUCACUCGCUAUACUGGAUUUAUCACGAAAUCGAAUCCAAUCAUUGCACUCAUCUGGCCUGGAAAACCUAGUAAAUUUAAUCCAACUCGAUCUAGCUAGUAACCUAAUUGAAGUAUUUCCAGCAGAGAUUGCUCAGAAUCUGAAAAGGAUUCAAGUGUUAAAUCUAAGUAACAAUCGAAUAAUCAACUUCCCCACUGACUUGUGUCGAUAUGUCGGUGAGUCGUUACAAAGACUGGAUAUGAGCUUUAAUGCUAUGAGAGCUACUAUACCUGAAGUUAUUGGAGAGUUAAAAGCAUUGAAAUAUUUGAGGCUGCAUGGCAAUGCAUUUUAUGGUGGUCUGCCCCGUCGAUUCACGGAACUCAAAGAGUUGGUGGAAGUCGAUUUACGCGGUAAUCAAUUGGGAGAGCUAAAAGGUGAAGAAAUAAUGGUCAUGGAUGUCCUAGCCGAACUACCUAAACUUAAUAUCAUAAAAAUGGACGGUAAUCGGAUACGGCAAGCUGGAAAAUGGGCUAGUUUAUCGCAUAGACAUCAUGGGCCGGCAGCACAAGAUGUAGAUGAUAUAUUUCCAGAGCAGUGGCAAAUGGAUCAUGAGGUUGGAACGCCGAUUGAUGAAGCUGAUGAUGACGACCCAAGGGUAUUGCUUGAAAUCCAGAAUGCUACAUACCUGUCACUUGCAUACCAAGCUGACUUGUACUCUGCACGGCCAUUGAUCUUUCGUAUAAUCAAUUCAUCUGGUAGUUUGACUCAUCUGAACAUCUCGUAUUGUGGUAUCGAGACACUUCCACAUACCAUAUUUGAAAGGCUGCAGGGUCUCACGUAUCUAGAUGUCAGUGGUAAUGCAUUGCGUAAACUGCCGCCGCUGUCUGGUACAGCUGGCGAUGGACUUUUCAAACUACAGGAAUUACAUGCAGGUAAUAAUAACCUGAUGGAAAUCCCUGACGAUGUAGGUGAAUUGGAAGAAUUGGCGAUACUCGAUGUACAGGCAAACCAGCUUGUCGAACUACCUCCAGAUAUAUGGAGGUGUAAAUCGUUACGAGUGUUAAACUGUACAGACAACUUUUUGGAACGAUUCCCUCCCGUGCCUGAUGAUACCAUAGCUACACGAUACCGAUUAAGUAGUCGUCGCCUGUCAGACGAGGUGCCGCAACUACCACCACUAAGCAGAUCUCUCGAAUCACUAUAUGUAGCUGGUAACCGACUAGGCGACGAUAUCUACCAAUCCCUAUACCUCUUGCCAUGCCUCACCAUCCUCUCCAUGGCUGAUAACCUAAUCACGGAUCUCGCCCCAUGGUUUAUAUCUGAUCCACACCCCGGUCUUAAGUUAUCAUGGUUUGGACGACUACGAGAGUUGUAUCUCUCUGGUAAUAACAUCUCUGCCAUACCACCCGAAGUUGGAAAUAUGAUUCAUCUUCGAUGGCUGUUUUUGAAUGGAAACCGUCUGCCUACUGUUGCACAUGAAUUAUCUAAAAUAUCUAAUUUGGCGGCAUUGGAUUUGGGCACGCAGCUGGGAUCGCGUGGGGAAGGGAAUGCGUUGAGGUAUAAUGUGAAUAAUGUGCCUUAUGAAUGGAACUGGAACCUGAAUCGAGAAUUACGAUAUUUAAACUUUUCAGGGAACAAGCGCUUAGAAAUCAAGGCCUCCUCGGCCCCAGUAUAUCCUACAAUCAGUCCGCUACCAUCACGAGGGCUCAUGGCACGCUCAGGCAGUAGCACAUCACUCCUCCAUCUAUCACUAUCCCUACAAUCUCAGCAGCAGCAGCAUGCAACACCACCCAGCACACCAAAUAUCUCGGAUUUAGCUGACUUCUCCCAGUUGAAACAUAUUCGAGUAUUAGGAUUGAUGGAUGUUAAUUGUACAAUCAACGUGCUAGAAGAAACUGAAGAGCGUCGUGUCAGAACGACAUCGUCAGAUUUAGCACUGGCUGGUUUACCUGGUGGUGUCAUACGAUAUGGUGUAGCUGAUGUAUUGAGUAGACCAGCUGAAGACAGGAAUUCGAAUAUGGUUCCAGUAUUGGAAGACUCUGGAUUCUUUAGUACUUGGGAUUUAGUGGUUCCACAAUUCCGAGGCCGUGAACAUGAAGCAUUGUUUGGAUUAUUUGAUGGACGUGGGACACGAGGUGGUGCAAAACUGGGACGACGGUUGUUUGAAAACUUCCCCAAAGUCUUUCAAAUGGAGUUGAAUCGGGUUGAGAAUGAUAUCAAAAAGUUCAACAACAGUCGUGGUGAUUAUGGGUUGCCUAUAGUCCUAGAACAAUCGGCUAUUGAGAUUGCCAUUCGGAAAACAUUCUUGACUGUGAACAAGAUGAUGGCCAAUACUUAUUUUAAUGCUACUACAAAAGGGCAUCCGAUGGCGCGUAAAGGAUCGUCUAGUAGUAUUGAUGAAGAGGCGGCAAAUUCUCUUGAAAACGAUCCAUACCGUAAAUUACGUAAACGUAGUGAUGGUCAGAUUAUCCCCGCAACUGAGAUAUAUGGAUGCUCUGGCGUCAUUGCGUAUCUAUACUCGACGCCGAUACCGGGAAGCCACGAACGCACCAAAACUCAGUUGUAUAUAGCCAAUGUAGGAGAUUGUGUGGCUGUCUUGUCUAAAACAGGUGGUCAAGCUAAUGUCUUGUCACGGCAUCAUGGCACCAAUGUGGAUACAUUAGGUAGACCUCCUGGUGCUUUCUUGCGUGUGAAAUCACAUCAAACCACCAGUGUACAAUCAUCCAUGCCUGGAUCUCCGAUAAGUCCAUCUGCUGUACCCGAUGUUGGAGAUGUGCCCGUAUCGUCUUCCGUAGUGCUGAAGUAUCUGCCCAUGGUUGAUGAUCCGUCCCCGCAACGGUCGUUUAAUCGACAAGACCUGUUUUGGCGGCUUGCUGAACUACAGCGGGUGCAUGAAUCGGGAGGAUGGUUGUCUUCAUCGUCCUUGAUUAAUGGACUGCUGGAUAUGAGUCGGGCCUUUGGAUAUUACGAGUUUUUAGGUCCUAUAACAGCGGAUCCGGCCAUUCGAAUGGUGGAAUUGGAUGUUGGUGACGAUGAUAUGGAUAAAGCAUCAGUCAUGUCUGGCGGGUCUACAGAUCUAGGACCAGGCACAGAUGAAUUUGUAGUACUGACGUCUGGCGCAGUGUGGAGAGCCAUGAGAUGUGCAGGUACAUAUGAAGAUGGAGCACAAAAGAUUGUGGAAGUUGCGAGAUCAACUUUUGGUGGCUUACCUGAUGCUUCUGGAUCUGUGCUACCUGGCAUGAUUCCUGUAACAAGUCAUCGCUUGGGAGGAAUGUAUUUGAAACCCAUGACUGGUGAUUUACGAAGACCUAGUAAUGUCAUUAAUCCUCCGUAUCAUGCACCAUCCAUUAAUUAUCCUGCUGUUGGUGGUACCGCGAUGGGAUCCACGAGCUGGAGUACUGCCGCGUCUAAAGUCCGUGAUUAUGCAUUGUCGUUAGGUGGUACGCAUGGGCCUGAUGAACAUGGUGGUGGAUAUCUAGUCAUGAUUUUAGGAUUGCAGGAUUUGGCUCGUCGAGCAGCAUGGUAUAAUGCAGUAGGACCACGUAGACGUAGCUCCGCUAGUGGAGAAUCUACAAUAUUAGAAGCCAGACGUGGAUCAGCAGUCAAGAAAGACAUUGAACCGCCAUUUGGACGCCUCGCCCUCGUAUUCACUGAUAUAAAAUCAUCUACCGAGUUAUGGGAACGUCAACCCAAAGUCAUGCAACGUGCCAUCCGAAUCCAUAAUGCUAUCAUGAGAGACGCGCUUCGACGGACUGGUGGAUAUGAAGUCAAGACUGAGGGUGAUGCGUUUAUGGUCGCCUUCCAGUCCAUGCUGCCCGCACUAGAGUUUUGUUUGACGGUGCAGACUCAGCUUGUCAGAGCUGAUUGGCCGGCUGAGAUUUUGUCUGCACAGGAUGGACAAGUUGUAUGGCAUGAUGAUGUUGAUACGUCGUCUUCGUCGUCGUCACCAGCGAAUAGUAAUAGUAGCUCUGCAACAGCAACAUUUGAUGAACACACUCGACUCGUCCUCCGAGGUCUCUCUGUCCGAAUGGGAAUCCAUUUCGGAACACCGCUGGGUGAAGCCGACCCCAUAACAGGCCGCAUGGAUUAUUUCGGACCUAUGGUAAACAGGGCCGCCCGAAUCGCUGCACGAGCACAGGGAGGACAAAUCCUCAUGUCGUUUGACGCUAUGCGGGAAUUCAAGAGACGGUUUUCACGUGCUGGUGGUAGUAUUGAAAAGGCGAUACGAGAUGGUGAAGAUUUCACUGAUCGCGUACGACCUGCUGAUGCUGAUGUGCUUGUCGUGCCGCCUGGUCGUGAACGGGAUGAUGAGAUUGCGAGGAUUAAGAAGCAGGGGAUGAAUGUGUGGAAUAUUGGGGAGGUGCAGUUGAAGGGGCUGGAGACGCCUGAGCUGUUGCAUGCGAUAUAUCCAAGAGACUUGGCGAUACGACACAGUUAUAUAUUGCUGCUUAUUGGACAUCGGUAUAAGGAGAUUGAGAAGCAUACCUUACACCUGCAACCAUUGGAUCCAAACGAAGUCAAACAGUUUGGAAACGUGCUUUUACGACUUGAAGAUGUACAGUCUGGUGGCACUGGUACAUACAAUGCAGACGCCAAGAAUGCAUGGAAGUAUGAAUGGAAGUUGGACAAGUCUGUUGAGUCUGAUCGUGAUUCGCUUGUGGAUACGUUGCUGGAGAUUGUUGAGAGGCUUGAAAUGACUGUGGAAGCUUUGGGCAAGAAAUGCUGA